UGUACACUGGGAUGGAUGACGCCCUCUGACCCGGAAGUGGAAAGACAGGAUUCUCUCCAUUCUACUCCCAUCUGUUAUAGUUCAGCACUCUCUCAUCGGAUUGAUCAAAUGGCGAGUACGGUCCUUGGCGUGGGCACGGGGGUGUUUGUGAUCGCGGCGCUCUGGGUUGUCACCCUGCUGCUGUGUGUUCUGUUCUCCCGCACGUCUGGGGCGGCCCGAUUGCUGAGUGUUGCGUUCUUCCUCCUGGCGCUGAUCAUCACUCUGGUUCUGAUCUUCUUCCCCCGAGCGAGUGAGACUUCCACCACACAGAAAGAGGUUCAGAUUGUGGACACGUUCUUCAUCGGCCGCUACGUCCUUCUGUCUGUCAUGAGCCUCAUCUUCCUGGCCAGCGUCUUCCUGUCCCUCCUGUAUUACGUUCUGGAACCCGUAUACGCCAAACGCCUUCGCACCCACUAAUUCGGGAUUUCCAGAUAAACCUCUCUCCGUCUCCUGAGGGACCAGAUUGCGAGUCUGUGAAACGCGUAGGGGAGGCGAGUCUGUGAAACGCGUAGGGGAGGCGAGUCUGUGAAACGCGUAGGGGAGGCGGCCCUUAUUCCACUGCUUGGACUACAAAUACUUUGGCAUAUCAUCAUGUGUGUAUAUUGGAUGUAGUAGUGUAAAGAGAGAGAAUAGGCAGAGGGAGAAUUGUUGCCGAAUGGCCUUCAGAAUGGUCCGUUGACCUUCAUUGUAUCUAUUUUUAUAUUCAGUUUUUUUUUAAGAGUUUUUGAUUAAUAAAAAAAUAUAUAUAUUUUUCAGUAUUUAUUGCCUUGGUGGGUAUUUCUCUAGCACCUUAAAAGUCCUGUUUUGUACGAUGUGUUGGUUGCUCUAAGAUAAAGGACAUUUCCAGAAGCUGGAAAUAAGACAAAAGGUAAUUAACCCCUCG
Rana temporaria (common frog) is the source of this 922-nucleotide messenger RNA. RefSeq names its product transmembrane protein 218 (gene TMEM218). The transcript is spliced from 5 exons. The coding region runs from base 16 to 456 and encodes 146 amino acids. The record is from RefSeq and is a predicted model, not a curated record. NCBI's taxonomy places the organism in Eukaryota, Metazoa, Chordata, Amphibia, Anura, Ranidae.